This is a messenger RNA of Adineta ricciae, 1005 nucleotides long. NCBI's taxonomy places the organism in Eukaryota, Metazoa, Rotifera, Eurotatoria, Adinetida, Adinetidae. The record is from the annotation of a GenBank genome assembly.
AUGCUCGAUUCAAAUUCAGCUGAACGUCGACAAGAUCUCUUUCAAACAAGUAGCGGAGUUGGUCAUCAAUAUCGACCAGGAUAUUAUUUUCCUUCAUCAAACUUUCGGCGAGUAUUUACUGACCCAUUGCCACCUCGACUUCGAUCGGCUGAUGAAGUUACACCUGUACAACAUUACAAGACAACAAAUGCGAUCUAUCACGAUAAUAAAUAUCCUCAACAAGAAAUCUAUAACGACCAAAUAAACAUACACAAGAAAGCACCUGCGUUAUGGAAAGUUAAUUAUAUGAGUGACUUUGUUGAAAAACUUAAAGCGCAUGGCUGGAGUCACCCGUUAACAAUGGCUCAUCAAAAGAGUGAAUACAAGGAAGAAUACGAUUCAAAACCAAAUAUGAAAUCCGAAUUAGAUCGUAUUGAUGGUCAGUUGCCAUAUUUAACACGGCCCGAUGCACCUGUGACUAAAGCCAUACGUGAGGAUGAUCGGCAAGUAAAACCACCCUCGAUUGCACGUACAUGGGAUCCAUCAGAACAAGGCGUUUUCACUCUUCUGGAUCCAUACUUAACAACCUAUAACAAAGAACAUCGUCGCUGGAGAAAAGAUGAAUGGCAAGGCAUUGGCAAAAAAGAUCCGUUGACCUAUUGGGAUGCAGAAGAAUAUCCUAAAUCAAGAGGUUUUGGCAAUUCACCAAAUCCACUACCAAUUGAUAGUGUUGAACGGGAGCAAUUGCCAAUGCGUGAUGCGAUUUGGUUUUCGACACCAACAAAAAUCCGACAAGUUCAUCAACCUGCACGUAUAAUUCCUCAUUCAGGUCUUACAACCGAAACUCGUGAACAAUUCGUUGCUCCAAGUCAUGUCAAUGCUAAAGAUACCAAAUAUUGUCCGAUCGACACGCCUUUUCAUCAACCAGCACCAGGCUCAACGUCAACAUAUGCUACUUCGGCAAUGUACCGAACAGAUUCAAUGAAUUAUGGUAGUGAAAAGCCAGUUACGCUGUCGGGAUUAUAG